Messenger RNA from Brassica oleracea var. oleracea, 1613 nucleotides. RefSeq names its product serine carboxypeptidase-like 27. Lineage: Eukaryota; Viridiplantae; Streptophyta; Magnoliopsida; Brassicales; Brassicaceae. The coding region runs from base 149 to 1528 and encodes 459 amino acids. The transcript has 8 exons. Gene Ontology annotation, biological process: proteolysis. The record is from RefSeq and is a predicted model, not a curated record. Gene Ontology annotation, molecular function: serine-type carboxypeptidase activity. Gene Ontology annotation, cellular component: vacuole.
UAGUGGUGAACUGAUCUGUUAAGUAGCUGUAAGUUUGACUUCGAGAACAUUAAAUGUCUCCUACUCCUUCUCUUACUCUCUGAAAAAGUCUUCCAAAUCGUGAGGGGAAUCCAAGAGUUAUAGAUCUAAAUCUCUUAGAUCUGACUUCAUGGGUUACUCUCAUCUUCUUCUACUCUCUCUCUUACUCGCAGUUUCUUCAAGUUUUGUCUCUUCUUCCACAUACGUAGAAGAACAAAAGAGAGACAGGAUCACUCAGUUACCUGGACAGCCUAGUAACGUCGAUUUCAGACAGUACUCAGGUUACGUCACCGUGAAUGAACAACGUGGAAGAGCUUUGUUCUACUGGCUGGUCGAGUCCCCAACGACCCGUGACCCGAAGUCUCGACCUUUGGUCCUGUGGCUCAAUGGAGGUCCAGGCUGUUCCUCUGUUGCUUAUGGUGCUGCUGAAGAAGUUGGUCCGUUUCGUGUUGGGUCUGAUGGGAAAACUCUGCAUCCAAAACUCUAUGCUUGGAACAAAUUGGCGAACUUGCUUUUCUUGGAGUCUCCAGCUGGAGUUGGUUUCUCAUAUACAAACUCAACUUCAGAUCUUUACACAACCGGUGAUCAGAGAACUGCUGAAGAUUCAUAUAGGUUUCUUGUCAACUGGUUUGAGAGGUUUCCACAAUACAAACACAGAGACUUUUACAUUGUUGGAGAAAGCUAUGCAGGCCAUUUUGUUCCUCAGCUGUCUAAGCUUGUCCAUGAAAGAAACAAAGGAUUCAAGAACCCUCCUAUAAACCUCAAAGGUUUUAUGGUGGGAAAUGCUGUUACAGAUGACUAUCAUGACUACAUAGGAACAUUUGAGUAUUGGUGGAAUCAUGGUCUCAUAUCUGAUUCCACUUAUCACCAGCUAAAGACAGCCUGCUACUCAGUAUCCUCCCAGCAUCCUUCUUUACAGUGUAUGGAAGCUUUGAGAAGUGCUGAACUAGAGCAAGGAAACAUCGAUCCGUACAGCAUUUUUACAAAACCUUGCAACAAUACUGUACAGCUCAAGAGCUUCUUAAAGGGUCGCUAUCCAUGGAUGUCAAGAGCUUAUGAUCCCUGUACAGAGAGGUAUUCGAAUGUGUACUUUAACCGUGUGGAAGUUCAGAAGGCUCUACAUGCAAAUGUCACUCGCUUAUCUUACCCUUGGAAGUCAUGCAGUGACAUUGUGGGAAACUAUUGGACAGAUUCUCCUGUUUCUAUGCUACCAAUAUACAGAGAAUUGAUUACUGCAGGUCUCAAAAUUUGGGUCUUCAGUGGAGAUACAGAUGCGGUGGUUCCUAUAACUGCAACCAGAUACUCUAUAGAUGCACUGAAGCUGGCAACCAUCACAAACUGGUAUCCGUGGUAUGAUCAUGGCAAGGUUGGUGGAUGGAGUCAAGUGUACAAAGGACUUACAUUAGUGACAGUGACAGGAGCUGGUCAUGAAGUGCCUCUACAUCGUCCUCGUCAAGCCUUUAUUAUUUUCAGAUCAUUCUUAGAGAACAAACCUAUGCCAAUGUCCUGAAAACAUACCUUGGGUGGAAUCUCUUCCCCAAAUACCUAUUCUUUCUUAUUCAUCCUCGUCAUGAAUAAAUCCAAUGUUUCUUUAA